Protopterus annectens (West African lungfish) is the source of this 969-nucleotide messenger RNA. It is a transcript of the gene NAP1L4, whose product is annotated as nucleosome assembly protein 1 like 4. The record is from RefSeq and is a predicted model, not a curated record. Gene Ontology annotation, biological process: nucleosome assembly. Bases 28 to 969 code for a protein of 313 amino acids. The transcript has 5 exons. Lineage: Eukaryota; Metazoa; Chordata; Ceratodontiformes; Protopteridae. Gene Ontology annotation, cellular component: chromatin; nucleus. Gene Ontology annotation, molecular function: chromatin binding; histone binding.
AAAGCUGUCUUAAUUUCUAAAGGAGACAUGGAUGAAAAGAAUUCAACCAGCCAAAGAGAAAAUCUUGCAGAUCAAGUCAUGCAGAAUCCACAAGCUUUGGCAGCUCUUCAAGAACAAUUAGAAAAUGUCUCUCGCACACCUUCCAGUUACAUUGAAACAUUGCCCAAGUCAGUCAAAAGAAGGAUCAAUGCUCUGAAACAGCUACAAGUGAAAUGUGCAAAUAUAGAAGCUAAGUUUUAUGAAGAAGUUCAUGAACUAGAGAGAAAAUAUGCUGCUUUUUAUCAGCCCUAUUUCAAUUUGCGACAUGAAAUUGUCAGUGGUCAAGUAGAACCUACAGAUGAAGAAUGUGAAUGGCAAAGUGAUUCGGAAGAGGAGGAGAAAUUAGCAGAAGAAGUGAAGAAUAAGGCAACACUAGACGAUAAACAAGAAAAAGUGCAAGAUAAUCAAGAACUAGUGCAAGAAGACAGUCCCAAAGGAAUUCCAGACUUUUGGGUCACAAUCUUUAAGAAUGUUGAUAUGCUGAGUGAUUUAAUACAGGAGCAUGAUGAGCCAAUCUUAAAGCAUUUACAAGAUAUAAGAGUAAGGUUUUCUGGGCCUAAUGAGCCGAUGUCCUUCACUUUAGAGUUUCAUUUUGAGGCCAAUGAGUAUUUCAGUAAUUCUGUUCUUACAAAAGUGUAUAAAAUGAAGUCUGAGCCAGACCAUGCUGAUCCGUUUUCCUUUGAAGGACCUGAGAUAGUUGAUUGUGAAGGAUGCAGCAUUGACUGGAAGAAAGGUAAAAAUGUCACAAUUAAGACAAUCAAAAAGAAGCAGAAGCAUAAGGGCCGAGGCACUGUAAGAACAAUCACAAAACAAGUACCCAAUGAUUCUUUCUUCAAUUUCUUCAGCCCGGUUAAAGAUAUGGAGGGGCGGGAAGUACCCAAGGAGGCUUGCACAGGAAGGGUGAAAUUUGAACAUGUGUGGUACAGAUGA